Messenger RNA from Mugil cephalus (flathead mullet), 1779 nucleotides. RefSeq names its product forkhead box E3 (gene foxe3). The transcript has a single exon. Gene Ontology annotation, biological process: anatomical structure morphogenesis; cell differentiation; regulation of transcription by RNA polymerase II. The coding region runs from base 155 to 1408 and encodes 417 amino acids. The record is from RefSeq and is a predicted model, not a curated record. Gene Ontology annotation, molecular function: RNA polymerase II cis-regulatory region sequence-specific DNA binding; DNA-binding transcription factor activity, RNA polymerase II-specific. Lineage: Eukaryota; Metazoa; Chordata; Actinopteri; Mugiliformes; Mugilidae.
CACACACACACACCACCACCACGAACUCCAGCACGGGACAUUUGGCCAGAGCAACAGACCAGGUGGUAGAAUACGCACAUACUUCUUGCUUUCACUGUCUUUUUCCUCCAGCUGAUCUUCAACUCCAAAAAGAAAAUCGUCACACUGCUUUUUUAUGAAUCUAGCAAAUUAUUCUUAUUAUUCUGGCAUGUGCAACAUGACCGCCGAGCACUCGCCUGCCGAGGCAAGUCCCGUUGUCAUGUCUCCGAACGUGAGUUUGGACUCGCCGCUUCCUCCGCCGCCUCUGAUGCUGCAGGCCCGGUCCAAGGACAACGUUCUGAUCAAGUCUGAACCCAGGGGAACCAGUCCCAACACGGAGGAUGGAGCCGCCCUGGGCCAGACGGAGGAGCACCUGCCCACGGGGAGCCGCCGGAGGAAGAGGCCCGUCCAGAGGGGGAAACCUCCCUACAGCUACAUCGCCCUUAUCGCGAUGGCCAUUGCCAACUCCCCAGAGAGGAAGCUCACGCUGGGGGGCAUUUAUAAGUUCAUCAUGGAGCGCUUUCCUUUCUACAGAGAGAACUCGAAGAAGUGGCAGAACUCCAUCCGCCACAACCUCACUCUGAACGACUGCUUCGUGAAGAUCCCCAGGGAGCCCGGCAGACCGGGCAAAGGCAACUACUGGACGUUAGACCCUGCGGCUGAGGACAUGUUCGACAACGGGAGCUUUUUGAGGAGGAGGAAGAGAUUCAAACGCACGGACGUGAGCACCUACCCCGGCUACAUGCAGAGCUCCAGCGCCUUUACCCCAACACCAAUGGGCAGGCCGCCGUACCCCAACAGCCUGUACGCAGGGAUAGGCUCGGGUUAUGGAUCUCAGCUGACGGCCACGUCCCCGCAUCCGGCCAUGCUGCAUCACUACCAGACCUCCGCAGGGGUCGGCCAAGGACAACCGCGCAUGUUCAGCAUCGACAACAUCAUCAGUCAGCAGACGGUGGUGCAGAGCGGCCCCGGCGGAGAGCUCAGCUCCCAGGCGCUGGGACUGGGCGGCGGUGACCUGGGGACCAUGACCUCCAGCUGCUCGGUGGCCGGCGCGGACCCGUCUGCGUGCUUCCAGGCCCAGACCGUUAACCCGUCGGCGAACAUGCUGAGCAGAAACAGCGGGAACCUCUCAUCCAACCUAAGCGCCGGGUACCCGUACUCCUCUUCGGCCUCUCCUCCGAACCUGCCCGCCAUGAGCCAGUCCGGGUUCUCCCCGGGGAGCUCUCAGAUGUACUGCUCGAGCAACCGGCUCUCCCUACCGGCCCUGCGUCCGAGCUCCUGCGCAGAGCACACGGAGCAGCUGCUGGGCCUUUCCAGUCCCAUGAACUCCUACAACAACACCUACAUGAGACAGGCCAACUUUGCGUCGGGACUGGAGCGGUAUAUGUGAGAUAUUAUUUGCCCCCAAAAUGCAAAUGAACUGUGGAAGGAAUAGAAGUCCCGGAUUUUUUUUUUUUUUUUUUUUUUAAAUACGCAUUGAAUUAAUACGAACAGUAAAGUGUAUAUUAUGUCACCAUGGAUAGAAGCGAUAUGACACAAUACUACCGAGCCUCAUUAUUAAACAUUCCUAUUCCUAACAGGUGUAAAGCCAUGUAGAUCGAUUCAGACUAUGACUGGAUCUCAGAGAGUUCCGUGUGUUUCGUAUAUUGCCAGGCUGCGUUUUAGAGUUUGUUUAUAGACCUGUUAUUCAAAUCGGUUGUUUUUCCCUGUGUGUAAAUAGUUAACUGUUGUAAAAUCUUUAUUAAAAGAAGUCUUGAAAUA